CUCAAAUACACCUACCAAUUCCUCAUCUAUUCACUACUCACAUACAACUAUACACCAUGCGCCCAUUUACUGGCCUCCCCCGCGGUCUCCGCUCUCUUCAGUCCGCUUUCCCCCGCGCUACCAUCACCCGCGCCUCUCAAACAUCCUCCCGGCCAUUCACUCAGCUCAUCCAUCGCCAAACACCAACACUUUCCUCUCCACGAGUCACUACACACCUCACAUCCACCAGAUUCAACUCCUCCUCAGCGAAACCUCUUACGGACCGCUCCGUCGACGCAUCCACCGAAGCCCAGAAUGAAGAACAGAACCGUCUCCGCCGCGAACAGGAGCCCGCAUACCAAAUCACAUUCACCUGCAAGCCAUGCGGAGAACGUUCCUCACACCGCAUGUCUAAGCACGGAUACCACCGCGGCACGGUGUUGAUCAAGUGCCCGUCUUGCGAUGCUCGUCAUGUCAUUGCCGAUCAUUUGAACAUCUUCUUCGACAAGAAGAGCACCCUUGAGGAUAUCUUGGCCCGGCAGGGCGAUAAGUUAACUCGUGGGUAUGUGGAUGGCGAUAUGGAGUUCUGGGAUGAUGGGAGUGUUAAUAAAAAGGAGGGUGGAGGUGAAGGGGAGGAGGGCAAGUCGGCUUAGACUACUACACUGUUGACUCGGCUAUGCAUUGUAUUUGGG
Messenger RNA from Aspergillus costaricaensis CBS 115574, 671 nucleotides. Its product is annotated as DNL-type zinc finger protein. Gene Ontology annotation, molecular function: protein-folding chaperone binding; zinc ion binding. The transcript has a single exon. Gene Ontology annotation, biological process: protein stabilization; protein folding; protein import into mitochondrial matrix. The coding region runs from base 57 to 632 and encodes 191 amino acids. NCBI's taxonomy places the organism in Eukaryota, Fungi, Ascomycota, Eurotiomycetes, Eurotiales, Aspergillaceae. The record is from RefSeq and is a predicted model, not a curated record. Gene Ontology annotation, cellular component: mitochondrion.